AUUGAUUCAGUUCCUACUAUAAAAUGCCACUACUAUCCCAACCUAAAAUCCAAGCUCUCGAAGAAGAAAUCCCCACUUCUUCUUGGAACUAAAUAGCAAAAAAAAAAAGAGCAUUCUGGUGGGGGAGAAAAAAAGCAGCAGGAGCUUGAAGAAGUACAAGGAAAACUAGCUAUGGCUGACCCGAGGUUCAUGUUGUCGUUGUUGUGCCUCGCGUUGGCUGUGGUGGUCCGGGCUGAGGACCCUUACUUGUUCUUCAACUGGAAUGUCACUUACGGAACAAUCUCCCCUCUGGGUGUCCCUACACCCGCCAUCCUAAUCAACGGCGAGUACCCGGGCCCUAAGAUCAACUGCACCACCAACAACAAUGUCGUCGUCAACGUUUUCAACAACCUCGACGAGCCUUUCCUCCUCACAUGGCACGGGAUCCAGCAGAGGAAGAACUCGUGGGUGGACGGGACACCCGGGACAAUGUGCCCCAUCCAACCAGGCAAGAACUUCACCUACCGCCUCCAGAUGAAGGACCAGAUUGGUACCUAUCACUACUACCCGUCUAUCGGCCUGCAGAAGGCUUCCGGCGGAGUUGGCGCCAUCAACAUCCACAGCCGUAUCUUUGUCAAGGUCCCCUAUUUUAGAUUUGCCCCCGACCUCAACUUUAUGUUGGGAGAUUGGUUCAACAAGGGUCACAAGGUGCUCAGGAAGUCCUUGGACGCCGGCAAGCCCAUUGGCAAGCCGGAUGGGCUCCAGAUCAACGGCAAGUCUGGCAAGGUCGGAGACGACAAGCUCGAGCCCUUGUUCACUGUGGAAGCUGGCAAUGAGUAUAGGUUCAGGUACUGCAAUGUGGGUUUAAAGACCUCAGUCAACAUUAGGCUCCAAGGCCACCAAAUGAAGCUUGUUGAGCUCGAGGGUUCUCACACUGUCAAGAACAAGUACAAUUCGGUUGACUUGCACGUGGGUCAGUGUAUGACUAUGCUCGUAAAAGCCGAUCAGGAACCGAAGGACUAUUACCUAGUGGUAUCGAGCAGGUUUGUCAAACCUGCUCUCACUACUGUGGGUAUUAUCCGAUAUGUUAAUGGCAAGGGCGCACCCGCCAAGGAGCUCCCACCACCACCUCCAGAAGGUGUUGCCGGCAUUGCCUGGUCCAUCAACCAGUUCAAGUCCUUCCGGUGGAACUUGACAGCUAGCGCUGCUCGUCCCAACCCUCAGGGCUCCUACCACUAUGGCCAAGUUGCCGUUAACCGAACCAUCAGGCUGGUGAGCUCGAAGGUUCAGGAGAAGGGUAAGCUCAGGUUCGCCAUUAACGGAGUGUCCCACGUCGACCCUGACACCCCAUUGAAGCUUGCAGAGUACUACGGAGUCGGGGACAAGAUUUACAAGAAUGACACCAUGCCUAAAGAACCACCUACCGAUGCCAAGGCAUUGCAGGUGAUCCCCAAUGUCCUCAACACAACCCUCCACGAGUUUGUGGAGAUUGUGUUCGAGAACCGGGAGAAGUCAGUCCAGACAUGGCACCUUAACGGGUAUGCAUUCUUCGGAGUGAACAUCGAGCCUGGCAGGUGGAGCCCUGAGAAGAGGAGGAACUACAACCUUAUUGAUGCAGUGAGCCGGCACACGAUCCCGGUGUUCCCAGGGACAUAUGCAUCAGUCUUGUUUGCCUUCGACAACACCGGAAUGUGGAACCUGAAGGUAGAAAACGCCGAGAGGAGCUACUUGGGACAGCAGCUGUACUUCACUUGUCUCUCCCCUCUGCGCUCGGUUCGGGAUGAAGUGACCAUGCCAGAGGAUGCGCAGGUGUGUGGCAUUGUCAAGGACUUGCCAAAGCCUGCUCCAUAUGCUGCUUAUGCUGCGAGGCCCAAGAAGAAGAAGAGUGAGGCCAGCGAGGCCAAAGAGGCUGAUGAGGCUGAGAAAAAUGGCGACGACAAGAACGACAAAGAAGACGAUAAGGAUGAUAAGAAAAAUUAAACUUCUUAAUUAAAUUAAGUAAUUAAUAAGAAGUGAAGAGUUUUAAUAUUUGUAAUACAGAAUUAAGGAGUGUGUAACAAACAUGUACGGGCUGCUUGCUGAUUGAUUAUACAUGUAUCAAACCUUUUGGGGAAUUUAUUAAAUUGAGAGCUUUUAUGAUAAA
Molecule: messenger RNA, 2122 nt
Organism: Cornus florida
Lineage: Eukaryota; Viridiplantae; Streptophyta; Magnoliopsida; Cornales; Cornaceae
Product: L-ascorbate oxidase homolog
Exons: 1
Coding region: 172-1959 (595 amino acids)
Molecular function (GO): oxidoreductase activity; copper ion binding
Source: RefSeq, a predicted model, not a curated record